This is a messenger RNA of Melopsittacus undulatus (budgerigar), 2050 nucleotides long. It is a transcript of the gene CCN3, whose product is annotated as cellular communication network factor 3. Gene Ontology annotation, biological process: signal transduction; cell adhesion. Lineage: Eukaryota; Metazoa; Chordata; Aves; Psittaciformes; Psittaculidae. Gene Ontology annotation, molecular function: heparin binding; integrin binding. The transcript is spliced from 4 exons. Gene Ontology annotation, cellular component: extracellular matrix; extracellular region. The record is from RefSeq and is a predicted model, not a curated record. Bases 23 to 1168 code for a protein of 381 amino acids.
CGGGGAGGCGGCGGCCGGGACCAUGGCGACGGGCGCCGGGCAGGGCCUGCCCGCUCUGCUGCUCCUCCUCCUGCUCCGGCCGUGCGAGGCAAGUGCGGGGCGCCCGGCGGGUGUGGGGGGAACCGGCGGCCGGUCCGGCUCCUGUGACCCGGCCCUUGGGGCCACUUUGUCCCCGCAGGUGAGCGGCCGGGAGUCGGCGUGCGCCCGUCCCUGCGCCGGGCGCUGCCCGGCCGAGCCGCCGCGCUGCGCCCCGGGGGUGCCCGCCGUGCUGGACGGCUGCUCCUGCUGCCUGGUGUGCGCCCGGCAGCGCGGCGAGAGCUGCUCCGCGCUGCUCCCUUGCGACGAGAGCAGCGGCCUCUACUGCGACCGCGGUCCCGAGGACGGCGGCGGGACCGCCGGCAUCUGCAUGGUGCUGGAGGGAGACAACUGCGUGUUCGACGGCAUGAUUUAUCGCAACGGGGAGACCUUCCAGCCCAGCUGCAAGUACCAGUGCACCUGCCGAGAUGGACAGAUCGGCUGUCUGCCCCGCUGUAACCUGGACCUGCUGCUCCCCGGCCCCGACUGCCCUGUCCCCAGGAAAGUCGAAGUCCCUGGAGAGUGCUGUGAGAAGUGGAUCUGCGACCCUAAGGAUGAAGUGAUUCUGGGAGGUUUUGCUAUGGCUGCCUACAGGCAAGAGGCCACACUCGGGAUCGGUGUGUCAGAUUCAAGUGCCAAUUGUAUUGAGCAGACAACAGAAUGGAGUGCAUGUUCCAAAAGCUGCGGAAUAGGCUUUUCCACCCGUGUUACCAACAGAAAUCAACAGUGUGAGAUGGUGAAGCAGACACGACUUUGCCUGAUAAGACCUUGUGAAAAUGAAGAGCCAUUUGAUAAGAAGGGGAAGAAAUGUAUCCGAACAAAGAAGUCCCUGAAAGCCAUUCGCUUUGAAUACAAGAACUGCACUAGUGUGCAGACAUACAAGCCUCGGUACUGCGGCCUCUGCAAUGAUGGGCGAUGCUGUACCCCACACAACACCAAAACAAUUCAGGUUGAGUUCCGCUGUCCUCAGGGCAAAGUCCUAAAAAAGCCAAUGAUGUUGAUCAACACCUGUGUCUGUCAUAACAACUGUCCUCAGAGUAAUAUUGUUUUCUUCCAGCCAUUAGAUCCGACGUCUAAUGAAGCAAAAAUAUGAAAACCACAAAUUAGGUAGCCCAAAAGAUAGAAAGAGUUUAUACAAAACAUGACCCACAAUCAGGUGAAUGUAACAGUUGCAUACGUAAAAUAUCUGAGAUGUUUUUCAAAACAGUCUAGGCUCUUUCGGUUUUCCUGUAGUUUAUUAAAUACCUCAUUUUACAUUUUCUCCCUCCAAAUGUCUUCUAUUGAUUUGAAGGAAAUGUUGUACCUUGGACAGAGCCUUCUUCUUUUCUGGAUGGUGGCAUAAAGAUUGCAAAACAAACAGCUAGACUUUCUCCUAGAGUUAAGGGGAUCAUGCCUGGAGUUUCAGUAGCUGUAAGACUGGGCUCUUUAAGAGUAAAUGGAUUCCUCGGGGAUUGCAUGAUACCAUAUCACAUAAGCUUCCAGGUUUUUAACUUCACUUUGCAUAAUGCAUAUAAAUACUUAUGCAGUGGGGGCUUUUCCCCCCAUUCUAAUGAAACUAUGUUUCUGAUGACAGUAAAAAUCUUACUGAUGAAAGUGUUGCAUACUUGCAUCUAAAAAAUACCUUCUAUCUAUCCCUCCAACUUCCUCUGAGGAUUAAGUUUGCACAUAGCCCCUGAAAUGACACAGCUAAGAUCUCUUAUCCUGAAGUAUAACAGAUUGAUAGCUGACAGCAAUUUCUCUUUGGUAGCUUUACUAGCAGUCUAAUCAAAACACACUGAAGUCAGCAUUGUAGGAAAACUUGGUUCAAACCAAUAUGUGUCUGUAGAUAUAACUAGAUACAAAAUGUCUGUAAAUUCCUCUAAAACGCUAACUGUAUCAUAUGGUGCUUUGUAUCUUAGAAAGGUGUAUAUGUAAAUAGAAACUGUAUAUAUUGUAAUAUAGCUUUACUAAGUAAAUAAACUUUAUGUGACUAAAA